AUGCAGAUCAUGGUUUGUUUGGCAUCCGUGUAUGGAGCGUGGACUAUCAGAGACAGAAAAUGGUAUUUUGAGGUUGAUAAAACGAGAGGAGGUAGAAUGUUCUACCUGCAGGAUGAUUGUAAACAUGAAGAGCUGGUUGAAAUGGUUGUGAACGACUACAUGUUGCAAGUUAAUGGCGAGCUGCUGGAGUUGUCAUAUCCAUUACCAGCUGCUAUGAUGGAGAAAUUGCCAACGGAUUCACCUCCUAUGUAUGUGACGAACGACAGACAAGUUGGGAGCUUGGUGGAGUUAUGUAAGGAGCAUGUGGUCCGUCUUUGCGUCUCGACCCGCGUUGGUAUGGGAAGGAACUACAACGAACCAAUACAUGAGUGUGUCCAAGAAGAAAAGUCUGAAGAGGUGGAUAAAGAACACGUGGAAGAAGAAUUCGGUGAUGAAGGCUGGGAUGAUAACGAGUCUGAUGAUGUAAACUGGAAUGACAAAGCAUGGGAUGUAAAUUCAGAAGAUGAAUCUGAUGAUACUCAUGACAAUGAUAGUGCUGAUGAUGUCGACAACCCCGACGAUAUCGAUGCAGAUUAUAGUAAGUAUGGCAAGGUGAAAGAUGAGGAAGAGGGUGAAGAGAGUUUGUCUUUCCGUGAAAGGCUCCGUAGAGGUGUUUGGAAUGGUGGAAAUGGAGGGUUCACAGGCACUUGGUGUGACACUAUUCUGGUAAAUCACAGCUAUGCCUCUAAAGAAGCCCUUCUUUCUGAGUUGCGACUGACGGCUGUGAUGGCAAGAUUCGCAUUUAAAGUCUACAAGUCCACUACGGAUUGUUUGUGGCAAAAUGUGUUGUCAAUGGAUGUGCAUGGAAGUUGA
Microthlaspi erraticum is the source of this 852-nucleotide messenger RNA. The record is from the annotation of a GenBank genome assembly. Lineage: Eukaryota; Viridiplantae; Streptophyta; Magnoliopsida; Brassicales; Brassicaceae.